This is a messenger RNA of Alligator mississippiensis (American alligator), 10637 nucleotides long. It is a transcript of the gene FGF18, whose product is annotated as fibroblast growth factor 18. Bases 1128 to 1751 code for a protein of 207 amino acids. NCBI's taxonomy places the organism in Eukaryota, Metazoa, Chordata, Crocodylia, Alligatoridae. The transcript is spliced from 5 exons. Gene Ontology annotation, cellular component: cytoplasm. Gene Ontology annotation, biological process: fibroblast growth factor receptor signaling pathway; positive regulation of protein phosphorylation; cell differentiation. Gene Ontology annotation, molecular function: type 2 fibroblast growth factor receptor binding; type 1 fibroblast growth factor receptor binding; growth factor activity. The record is from RefSeq and is a predicted model, not a curated record.
CCGCGGGCCGGGACCGCGCUGCAGCCGGGGGCUGGGGCUGCUGGGCGGCGGGGGCGGGACCGGGCCCCCUGCAGCCCCGGGCUGCUAGGACCACCCCCCCGCUCCGCUCUGCGCCGCUCCACUUGUGCGCGGACCUGCACUUGCUCCCGGCUGCCCCGCACUUGCCCCGGCGGCGCGGGGAGAGGCGCUGCCCCGUGCGCGCUGCGGGCCACGUGCUGGAUCGCGCCCCGCAGCCCUAGAGCCGGCCCGGCCCGGCCCGGCCCGGCCGCCCCGCGCGGGUCCGCCUGAGCCGGGCGCGCCGAUCGCCGCGGCCUCCAUCCCUCGGCCGGGGCGGCGCUGCCCUGAUCGGAAGCCCCGGGGCCGCUGCGGUGCCGCGGGGGCGAUGCGGAGGGAAGGAGCCGCGGAGAGCAGGAAACAUGAGCCCGCAGGAGGCGAGAGACCAGGGCUGAAGCUUCCCUCCCGCAUUGUGUGCGCCGGGGCCCCCCCGCCGGCCGGCCGCUAGCUGCGCAGGGCGCACAUGAGCCCGGCGUCCCCACCCCCCGCUCUGACCUCUGCAGGAACCUGCACCGCGGUGGAGGAGACCUGUGAGCUACAUCCCGUCAUGCUCCCACUGAAAUAACCUGCCAGACACCGAGGGAUCCAUCACAAGGAAGGGGAUCAGAGGGCAAACGCCAGCCAUCAUAACCUUAAGCAAAUAUUAGCUCUGCUGCCGCUGCUGCUGUUGCGCCUCUGUCUGGGAAGCCGAGUCCAGGAAAAAGGCUUUAUCCUCCUCGCAGGGCUGGGUCCUUAGGAGAAGAGGGGAGGGGGAGGCAAGGGGGGGUUAUUUGCUGAUGAUCGGAAGUUACUGACAAUAAGCACCUUCAUCUCUCCAAAGGCGGAGAGAGAGAGAGAGAGAGAGGAGGAGGAGGAGAGACAGGGGGAAGAGGAGAUCUGAUGCCUAAGGGAGUCACUCGGAGGAGGCAAAGCAGGCAGUAUCUCAACUUCUCAUCUUUGUUUAUCAGCGCGAAGCGAGAUCGCUGGAAAUCUGCUGGGUUUUAUAACUGGAUCAUUCCCAUGUCAAGGCUGCGGUUGGGGAUUUUACUCCGUUAACUUGAAGCCACUGACCUCCCCCCUCUCCUCACCCAGCGAUGUAUUCACUGCUCUCAGCCUGCACUUGCUUAUGUUUACAUUUCCUGCUGCUGUGCUUUCAGGUACAGAUGUUUGUUGCCGAGGAGAAUGUGGAUUUUCGGAUACAUGUGGAGAAUCAGACAAGAGCAAGGGAUGAUGUAAGCAGGAAGCAGCUUAGACUCUAUCAGCUGUACAGCAGGACAAGUGGAAAACACAUCCAAGUGCUAGGCAGGAGGAUCAGUGCCAAAGGAGAAGAUGGAGAUAAAUAUGCCCAGCUUCUAGUGGAAACAGACACAUUUGGCAGUCAAGUCCGGAUCAAAGGGAAAGAGACAGACUUUUACCUUUGCAUGAACAGGAAAGGCAAGCUAGUGGGGAAGCCCGAUGGCACCAGCAAAGAGUGUGUUUUCAUUGAAAAAGUUCUAGAAAACAACUACACAGCACUGAUGUCUGCAAAAUAUUCGGGCUGGUACGUUGGAUUCACCAAAAAGGGAAGGCCACGGAAAGGGCCCAAAACCCGGGAAAACCAGCAAGAUGUACAUUUUAUGAAAAGGUACCCAAAGGGUCAAGUGGACAUACAGAAACCUUUCAAGUACACGACAGUGACCAAGAGGACUAAGAGAAUACGACCCACCAACCCCAGUUAAAAAAUAGACAAAAACAGUGUCACAAUAAUAAACCACAAAAAACUGCACCAGAGGAAUAUUUUUACAUUAAAAAUAAGGAAGAAGCUCUAUUUUUGUACAUUGUGUUUAAAAAAAAAAAAAAGUAAAAAAAAAAAAAAAAGACUGAUGGCAAACGCUGGGGAAAGCUGUUAGGAUUUUAUUGUGACUUGAAAAACAAAAUGAACUGCUCUAUUUAAAUUGACUUCUUGUUGUUGAUGACACUUAGGUGCUUAUUUCUCUUUUGGAAUGGACUUUUCAAGCAGAUCCCCAGAGGAAAAAAUAAUAAUUAUUAAAAAAUAAAUAAAUAGGGUAAAACCAAAGAAAACCAAAGUUCUUUCCCAAAGUUACUGAAACCUUGACCCAGAAAUCGCCAGUUUUGCAGUAAUCUAUUUAUUGUCUGCUGCAAGCUGUUCCAAGACAAGAUGGUGUGCGCCGCAGUGAUUGAGUUUCCGUGGAGUUCUCAACGCAUCGAUCUUCUGUAACCUUUUUGACGACAUAAGGUUUCACGGCUCUGUGAUCCUGCAUUAUGCUCAGUUCUGGAGAAUGCUGCUAAAUACAUUCAAGUGACUAAAAAUGACCUAGUACACCAAUGAUAAGGGAAUAUUUUAAAACCAGCUAUAUUAUAUAUAUAUUAUAUAUAUAUAAGCUAUUUAUUUCACCUCUCUGUAUAUUGCAGUUCCAUGAACCAAGUAUUACUGCCUCAACAAUUAAAAAAUUAUUUAAAACACAUGUACAUAUUGCUGCUGUUCAGAAUUUUUCCCCCACUGCCUCAGUCGAUCAGUUAUUGCUGUGGACUUUCAUCUUUUUGUCAUGGUGUCUGGGCACUUACUUCUUACUGAAAACUUAAUUUUCAGUCUUCCCCUGGGUCCAACAAUCCCCCCUCCCCUGAAAGUAGAGUAGAUUUGUCAGUGGUCUGGGAACCAGGAAUUCCUGGAUUUUCUUCUACUACUGAAGUUUUGUCUGGAACAAGUGUUAAAGGAAUGCUGCUUGCUCAGGUUGCUAACACAGCCAACAAUGCUUUGUAAAACUCUAGCCAUGUGUAUGAUAAUCCUCACCUAGACUUUAACUUGACCAACCUAACAUGCAAAUGUACAACUUUCUUUUUCUUGGUUAGAGUUUUAGAAAGGAUUCUUUGUGCUUACUACCUGGUAUAAUUUAACAAAACAUUUUAAAAUCCUAGUCUAGACAAGGAUUUGGUCUCUGAUAAGUCACUUACCCUUUCUGUGACUGAGUUUCCCCUCUGUAAAAUGGGAAUAACAAUGAUCAUUUACCUAACUGGGGUUUCAUAAAGAUGAGUAAGUUAAUGGAACCUGUUAAACCUUGUGUAUAUGCUAAGUAUUAAUGGAAACAAUUAUCUAUGUAAUACUGUAUAUUGACCUGUUUACCUACCAUCAGGGUGGAUGGAGAACAAAAAAGAAAAAGAAAGGUUCAAGCAAAAUAAUGGUUGACUUGAAAUUUUGAUUGAAAUUGUAACCAAUUUUGAAUGGACCUUUUUUGAGAAUUAGGAGAUUUCACUGGUUGUUUUCACUGUGCUGUUUAAAUGCAUCUCUGCACUUCCUGUUCCAGUCACGAUCUGGAAAUGCUGAGAUGCGUUCAGAAAGCUUAUUCUUGCUAAUCAAGAGAACAGCUUUCAAAAAUAUCUUGAGAAAUCUUAUUCUUGCAAGAAUUCCAGACAUGCUUUACAUAUCAGAGCAGUUUGGAAUGUGUUCAGGUAAUCAUGCAAACUUUGGGUUGCUUUCUGAACAGUAUAUCAGACCUUUCAAGUCCAAAGAAAAUUAAGCAAUGCUAAGCAAUCUUACUUCUCUUUGCCUGCAGAAAAAACUGACAGCAUCACAGGCGAAACUUUCCCUGAAAGCUGAGCAUUUACAACAACUUGAAAAACAAUUAAUCAGCUGAAGACCACAACCAAGACCAGAACUCCAUUGUGGUAGGGUAGCGUAUGAGCAAUAAGCAAGAAACAUAACUCCUGUAUCUCAAGAACUCACCAUCUAAGUAAGCAAGGUGGAAAAAGAGUAGGAGGGGAUGCAGAGUGGUGAUUUGACUUGUCCAGGGCACCGUGGUACACCAGUGGCUGAGCCAGGAAUAGAACACAGGGCUUCUGCUGCCCAUUUGAAUGCCCCUUCUACUGGCCUGGACUGCCUCCUCUGUUCUGCUCUGUUUUAGGUAUCCCUGGGCUUAUUAGCCAACCAUUUGCCUAUGUGUGAGGGGAGAGCCUCAUUAAAAGAAAAGAAAUAAGUUGGGAUUGCCACUGAUGGGAAUUGGAGGUAUGGGCUUCUGUAUCACUGCCAGUCUUGCCCAUUGAUGCUUUCAGUGUGUGCAACUGCCUGUAGGGGCAUGGGGGAACCCUUAGAUACCUCCUUUCAUACACUGUUCUAGCAGCAGCAGUGACAGGACUUUUUCUGGGAAAUGCAAAGCUUUGAAAUGUAAAUGAAAACUCAUGCAAUAUUGCCAACCCCAAGUGUUCAAAAGCAUGAUAUUGACUUGCACAAUCUUGAGAUUGUAUAAAUAAUAUAUUUUAGAUUUUUGUUGGUGCUGAAGCCAUUUGAGCUUACAGUUCCAGUCUUCAAAUCAUGAGCACAAUUUUUUUUUCAUUUAACAUGAAGUUGGUAGUCUUGUGCUUAUCGCAGGGCUCCCAAUGCUGGAGCUUUAAGAAAAUUAUCAGAAAUCACAGGCUCAUGGCAGUUGGCAGCACUGGACAUCUGGCAGUAAGACCAAGAAGAGAAGUGUAACAGCCUUUUCUAGUCAGAGGCAGAUCUAGAGGGGGUGCAGUAGCAGCCAGGGACUUAUUUUAAUCUCCAGAGAAGGCAAGAAUUCCUUCCCUCCUUUGCCCUCUAUGGUCAGAGCACAUCCCUUCCCUUGCUUGCGGCUGUCAUGAUCCUUGCCAUCUUGAGGGUGAGGGGAGCUCCUAUCCCAUUCCAGCCAGGCUGCAUAGGAAUGGGGCUCAGUCUGGAACAGUGGCAGCAAUGGUGGCAGGUGGAUGGGUUCCCCUGACUUGCCUGGUAGCUCUGGGCGUUCCUUGCCGGCACAAGGAAAGGAAACUCACCUGCCAACCUGCUGCCACUGUCCCAGGAUGAGCCCAGCGCCUGUGCAGUCUAGCUGGAGUGGCUCUGGAGCUUCUCUUGUGCCUGGGACAGUGGAGACAGUGGCGACAGUGGCAGUGACAGGCGGAGGAGGGGAGAAAAGGGAGUGCCUCUGAGCAGGGAGAAGGGGAAAAAUUCUUACUUACUUUGGGGAUUUAAAAAGUCCCUGACAGCCUCUUCCACAGUACAAUCUGUCUGUCCUGGUGAAGGGAGAAAGAAUGAGGGCAGUGGUGGGACGAGGGGAGUGCAGGCAUCCCUACGGUGCCAGUCACUGCUGCUGCACUCGGCUUUGUAAAAUCCUGGAUCCACUAAUAUAGGGCAAUGAAAGGUGAAGCUAAUAUGGAAGCCAAGUAUAUAUAGACACAGAACUGGAGCCAAGUCAGGGAGCUGUUAGGACUCCAUUGGCCUGCCACCCACCCAUGUUGAGGGGGUGGGCAGGGGGGAGAGGAUUCCUUUCUGACACCAAUAGUAGCAUGUACCUGUGGAUUAGUGGAAGUGAUGGUGAGGAUCCUUUUGGAUUUGUCUGCGGUUGUAAACUGUGGGGCCCUGUGUUCUGGGGAAGUUCAGCAGCGUGGUGGUGGUGGUGGUGGACAGUGGAAGCAAUUUGCAGAGACUGAUUUCUUCAAGGGCAUGGGAAUGAUCCUCAGAGUCUUUUCCUUGAUGCUUGGCCAUGUCAUCCUCAUUGCAGUUUCACUGGCAGAAGGCUGGGGCAAAAAUGGGGGAGUUGACUUCCUUUGUUCUCAAGAAGAAAGAUGAGGAUGGGAGAAGAUAAGGGCUGGUUUUCUGCCAGAGGAGAGACCCAGAGGCUGGGAGGCGCUUCAUCCUGUUUUUGAGCCUAAUGAUGAGGUCUGGAGGAAGCCUUUGUACAAGGGGAAGAGGAGUUGUAGUCCACAGCACCAACCUCAACCACUUCAGCUAAUGGGGUGAGUGCUAAAUAUUAUAGAAGUAGUAGGCUGUUAUUUUCUUGUGUGCUCCAGCCAUUAGUGGGAGAGCUGAUACAUGCUUUGCCAUUGGUUUUAGCUUUGCCAGGUUAGGCUUGCUAGCUGGAAGUGAAUCAGGACUUCUGGGGCAUGUCUACACAUGCAUUAGUGUGCCUUUUCCAAGGUGCAUUAAGUUUAGUACCUCCAAUGUGAGGUACUAAAUGUGCAUUAGGCUGCCCUAAUUCACAAUAGUGUAUUUGCACAGUUUUUAAGUGAUCCUUAAUGAGCAGUAGACUAUUUUACUGUGCAUUAGUGUAAAGUCAGUUUUUUUGUGAUGCUUUAAUGCACAGUAAAAUAGUCUACAGUGCAUUAAAGUGUAUGUGUAGAUGCACCCCUGGGUUAUGUUUCUGGCUGGAGGAUGAUAGCGUGGUCUAGCAGUUAGGUCAGGAAACUGAGGUAAGAUUCCUGGGAGCUAUGUGUUAAUCAUGGUUGUGCUCAUCAAUAUGUAUGUUUGAAAGGUGAUUAGGCAGAAGCACUUUUGCUUUUCAGACACUGGAGCCAUACACCUAAAAUAAUCCUAUGGAGAAUCAGUGUGGCUAAGUGGAUGGACAUUCGGGCUGCUCUCUUGAAGUCAUCAGCUCUAUUCCUAGCUCUGCCAAAGUGACCUUGGAUGGGCUCUCAAAUCCAUGGUAACCUUCUUUGUAGAAAGGAAGGAAUAAUAGUCACCAGUUUAUUACAUUAGAAUCAUGAGGUUUUGAUCAAUAAAAAUGUUCAUGAAGGGCACAAGAUUAUUAACAUAAUCCAAUGAAACAAAGGAGACACAAUUCAGUGUCUUGGUUUCCAGUACAGAGUAUGUCCCUGUAGGGCAAAAACUGGUCAUUCUGUUGGCAGGGGAAAAGACAUCCAGAAAAUUGGCAGUGGUGGGUACUGAGGGCUGCUGAAUAUUUUUUUAAAAUCUGACCAGUGGACAACAGCUCCACUUAAUUAGCUUGGCAUACUUGUUCUGAGGAGUAAUUCUGCGGGAGACACCUGUGUCACUGCACGUCAGGUUGCUCUGUAUGGUCUAUGACAAACAAUUUCCUUCUGGGUUAGUUUACAAACAGUUUUCAAAAACUGGAUUAAAAUUUUCUCUUUUCCUGUUGGUCUGAAGAUUAUAGACUGGGCAAAAGUUUGUAAUUUAUAUAUCUUCCCUUCAAGAAUUCUUCAGCCUCCUUGCUUGUGAGCUGAGGUUUAUAUGGACUGUUAAUUUUAGGCUUACUUUGUAAAUGAAAGCUGUUAAUGAGUAUUUACUAUGGUGACAGUAAACUCAAGAGCAAAGGCUAAUAGUGGUCAUUUGCCUGAAAUAAUUAAUGGCAGUCAUACGCAUGGAGUUUGGUUGGGAACAUUUUAAACAUACACAUUAACUAAUUAAUAGCAUAUCAGUGCUUUCUCAAAUGAUAUUGCUGUAUCAGUAGCAACAUUGCCCUAUCCAAAAAUGGACAAGGAAAUUCAGUGAGGAAUGUAGUGGUGUUGUGUGUUAUGUGAGAGACAAAGGUAUUUUGUGGGGUUAUUUCUUCUACUGGAUCUAUUGCAUGAUUGGGAGACAUUUUAGACAAGCUUUCAAAUACAAAGUACUCUGCUUCAGGUCUGACCAUUGUGUGAUAGACCAUUGUGCAUUGUGUCCAUUUUGUCAUGAACCUAGCAAGUAACUCAUGAUGCUAUAGUAUUUCCUGCCUCAGGCAGGGGGGUUGUACUAGAUGACUUACAGAAUAUAUAAGUCCUUGUCAGGGUAUACACUCUGAGCUGUGGAUAACAGCUCCACUUAAUUAGCUGUUCAUCUCUAAACUCUGGUUAAGAACUUUGCGGCUGGUCUAAGCCAAGCCCACAAAUCCCAACAGCCCAAAGCUCUUUGAGGAGUUUGGAUCUUUAGUACAGAUUUAAACUCUGUAGUUUUGACAUUAUUUCUUGCAUUUUGAAGACUGUAAGAGAGUAAGACAUGUAGGUCAGCAAAUUUCUCACUCCUUGGCUGCUAUCUAGGUUGGUGAAAUCAAAGUCUCAGAUGCUGCCUUAAACUAUUAUAUAGUUGACGCUAAUGUUGUGCCUGUUACCAGAGGAAUCAGUUUGAUAUCAUCAUCUGUACGGAUACUGUUAUUGGCAAGGGUAAGUGAGGUGAGCCAUCCAUAACAAUAUUAUCACAUCCUGCUUUAUGCCCCUCUCUCCUGUCUAUUGUAGGAUGCAUGGUCUGGCUUACCUGAAACCUUUCAUAGGCAAAGACACUGUCAGCAGGUGGUGAUCAACCUGCCAGGUACGUUUACAUUUCCAAAGCUGAGGUUUUCAAUUACACAGACAAAAGCUUGUGCAGUUUCCUGUUCAACAACAGAGUAUUUGUGCUUGACUGUGGCACUGUUUAUGCAAAUGCAGCUGUCAUCUCAGACUUAUCCUAUGGAUCACUGUGGUUACUGCACCUGGGCCACAGUCAGCUUAUUUGCUUACACUGUAAACAGUCAGCUUUUAACAACCCUUUCCGUUGAGAGCAGAAGAUAUCCUUCUCCUUAGAGGACUUAAAUUUCAAAUGGGCCUCACCAUGGAUUACUUGUUGCUUUUCUUUGAUCAGCAUUGGUCAAACAAUGUUGCAUCACACAAUGGCCUUUCUGGAUGUGUCAAUUUUUUUUGUUGGUUUAAAAUGGUGGGAACAUCUAUUCUAAGAACAUGGCUGCAAUUUUCAGGCAAGAACAUGUGGGUCAUUUCUGGCCAAAGUGUUAAGGUCCUCAUCAGUCAAUGUAUUGUGUGCAGUCUGGUGAGAUCAGCCCAAAGCUACCUCAGGCAUACAGGGGAGUUGUCUAUAAACACUGAGGAACACUGAAGUUUGUUCAGGACGGUGGGAGUAAUGUUUCUUUCAGUGAAGCUAUGGGUAGUUUUUUUCCACUGGUUUCAAUGGAUAGCUAAUCAGAAUAUAAGACAAUGAUUUUAUGUGGCUUCUGGAGCCAGGACUACAGCAUCUUUUAGUCUUCCCAUGCCAUUAAGACUGGUUCCAAAACAUAACAUUAGAGUAGCUACUUCUACACAAAUAUGCUCUACUGUGACCCUCCAUCUUUUCCAGCCCAGAACAGAAUUUCCCACCUAUCUCCCUUGAAUACCGUUCCAAUUUAGUAAUAUGGAAAGGACCACAGUAUCCUGUUGGUGACCUCCAGGUGACUUAUUACCCUCUCAAUGACUCCAGAUUAAUGUUCCACGAUGCAUGUUUUCUGUGACUACCACAGGGAUGUCAAACCUGCAGGCCAAAUGCGUGGCACAGGACCGGUUCAUGAGCCUAAUGAAUGCCAUGGGGCUGGCCCCACAUGCUGGAUUGGGCCCACAGAUCCUCUCUUUCCCCUAUGUGCUGGAUUCAGUGUCCCAAGCACCUGCUGUGUACCAUUUGCAGGGCCCACUCUGGCCAGUCUGGGACAUGAGUUACAUGUGGCGACUGCUCCAGCCAGUCCUGGGUCCUUGAUUGGCUGGAGUGUGCACCAGGUGUGGUGCAGUCCCAGACUGGGUGCUAGAUCUGGCAUGCAGGGGACCCCCACAUGCUGGAUCCAACACCUGUUCCAGCCAAUCUGGAAUGUGUUGCAUGUGGUGCAGCUCUGGGACCCAUAUGUGGCAUACUCCAGACUUGCUGAAGUGGGUGCCAUAGGCACAUGUGACAUGUGGGUCUUCUCAGGACCAAGGUCCAGCACCAGGGGCCAAAUGAUGUGGCUCUACAGACAGGAUCCAGCCUGCAGGCUGCAUUUUGACACCCCUGGGCUACCAUGGAAAGUCAGGUAUAUAUGUAUAUUUUCCUGAAUUAUUUUGCAGGCACUAAAAAUGUACACAUAAGAUGCACAGAAGCUGUUUAAAUGCCUAUGUCUCAUAUCAGCCUUAUUAAUCAAAUGCCCAAGGGAUAUUUAUAAACCGUUAAUUAUUUUUUUAAUAUUCAAAUUAUUGGUUUGGUUACUGGUGAUUGGAGGAUCCCUUACAGAAGUGCAGCUCCCAGCUGUAAUUUGGAAUGAUUUUUGCCAAGUGUUCUGAGUUGCAACUUUACUCUGGACCAAACAGAAGUUCACUGUUGGUCCCAGGGGGGAGGGGAACCGAGCUGCAGGCUGGGAACCAGCAGCCAGGUUCCCACAGCAAUGGCCAGGGCUCUCUGCCAGUGCUCCCUGUUUUCAGAAUGGGAGUGGGAAAAGGCAGUGGAGAGGGAUAAUUUUUGGGGCUCCCCAGCUGAUGCUGAAGGGUGGGGUGGGUGAAUUGGAGCCUCCCCACCUCAGUUGGGGGGGGAGGGGCUGAAAAACCCUCAGACUGAACUCCCUCCACUCCCUUUCCCCCCUCCCAUUUUUAAAACAGUGACAGGCUGGGAGCUGCACAGACACAAGUUACAAAAGACACCACAUUUUGAAACAUCUUUAUCUGAUACCUCAUGCAAUGAGGGGUCAGAUUUUCACUCAAUUGGCCAUUUUUUAAGCGGUCUGCAGCCAUGCACUUGUCACAGCUAUAAAUUGCUUUCUGUGGCCAGAUCAAGUGAAAAUUGUCACUUCUGUCUGUGCCCAUAAUCUCUGCAGACCAUGCUGCUUCAAAUAAUAUGUAGGGAAGACACUAAGUAAUGGGAAAUAAUAGUUAUUGUUACUAAUGGUAACAUAGCGCAUGGGGGUGGUAGUGGUGAUGGUGGAGAAUACUGCCCUACAAUAGAUCAAACUGUAUGUUGCUGAAAGGAGAGGAACUCCUGAAAUGUAUGCAACAAACUGUAAAUUGCAAAUCUUAUUUAAUUAAAGCACAAUACUCCAUUUAUUUUCUCUUGAAAUAGGAAGUGGAAUGUUUCUUUAUAAAUUAUGUGUAUAUGCUUCAAUCCAUACAAAGAAGUGCAACUUCUAGUAAGUGGA